Molecule: messenger RNA, 978 nt
Organism: Paraglomus occultum
Lineage: Eukaryota; Fungi; Glomeromycota; Glomeromycetes; Paraglomerales; Paraglomeraceae
Source: the annotation of a GenBank genome assembly
AUGCAUCGUACAUGCUUGAUUAUUCCGAGGAUACUUUUUCGCCAUGCCUCAACAACGUCAUCGGGCACACCGGCAGAAUUUAGGAUCUUUGAUCGCGCUGCUAAACAACGACAGCGAGACCGUGCUGCAGCAGACGUGGAGAACAGCAGGGUGGCCGAUUAUUUAAAGGACGAAGUUGCCGAAAGAGUUGUCGACCGAUUGGCGGAUAUAAAACGCAAGUUUAAUACAAUAGUCGAUUUGGGAAGCGGUUGCGGGCAUAUUGAAAAGUUCAUAGAGAAAGACAUGGUACAAAAGAUCAUCAUGUGUGACAUUUCAAGAAAUAUGUUAGAACGGGACAAAGAUAUCAAAUACAAUGUUGAGGUCGAACGAAGAGCAAUUGAUGAGGAACUUUUACCAUUCGAGGAAGAUUCCUUGGAUGCUGUUGUUAGCAGCAUGUCUUUACAUUGGGUUAAUGAUUUACCAGGUGCAUUGAUCCAGAUCAGGCGUUCCUUGAAGCCAGACAGCCCGUUUAUCGGCGCCAUACUUGGAGGAGAUACGCUAUUUGAACUACGCACGUCACUCCAAUUGACGGAACAAGAGCGUGAGGGUGGACUUUCACCGCGUGUAUCUCCAAUGACAACCGUACGAGAUGUAGGAUCCCUUCUUUCUCGCGCAGGAUUCAACCUGACGACCAUCGAUGUCGAUGAUAUUGUCGUUAAUUAUCCGUCCAUGUUUGAAUUGAUGAUGGAUUUGAGGAGCAUGGGCGAAAGCAAUGCUGUCAUUGCAAGACGCCCCUACUUGACGCGCGAUAAUCUUAUUGCAGCAUCAGCCGUCUAUAAGGAACUCUACGGUGACUCUAAUGGAAACAUUCCCGCGACGUUCCAAGUAAUAUACAUGAUCGGUUGGAAGCCACACACUACUCAGCCUAGACCUAUGCCGCGCGGAUCGGCCAAGGUCUCAAUUAAAGAGACAUUCGAAAAAGACGAAAGCAAAGAUUGA